This is a messenger RNA of Sordaria macrospora k-hell, 1008 nucleotides long. RefSeq lists its product as uncharacterized. Lineage: Eukaryota; Fungi; Ascomycota; Sordariomycetes; Sordariales; Sordariaceae. The record is from RefSeq and is a predicted model, not a curated record.
AUGUUCCCUUCGACGCCUCUACUUUUCCUCCCAGUCCUUGGCCUUGUGGCCGCCAACAAGGUCACCUUCAUCUCCCUUGACCAAGGUGACAGAGUCAUUUACUCCAAGCACAAGCUUGGGUGUGCAGAGGGUAACCAGGGGUGCGAGGACCUCAUACCCCUAGCUGUUCCUGGACUCACUCACGUCUCUCUCGAUAUCCCCACCGGCUGGGAAGGCAACUUUUACUCCGUGCCGGCCGGCACUCGCGACCGCACCGGAAUGCUGGCCGAGAUUCGUGCCCAGGGGUUCGAGAGCAAGUCAUGGUUCGAUGUCUCUGCCAUCGACAAUCCCGGCGACCACGUGGGCGUCAAGCAGUUCUGGCCCGCUAACGACCCCAACGCUGAGGUCAGCGGCUGCAUCACUUUUCCUUGCGACCAUGCAUACUACCACCCGGACGACAAGCAGACGAAAAAGCCCACCAAGAGCGAGGAAUUCUACUGUACCCUCGGCAACGCUGAUCUGGCGAAGUACCCUCACCUCGCACAGUGGCACAUGCUCUACAGCGAUAAACAUCAGAAGUGGCUUCCUAUGUCCAUACCCUCCGUAACCGGUGCGGAUGCCAGCGUUGUUGCUGUCCAUGGCGGGCCCGCUGCUACUGGCGGUACUACUACAGCCGAGUCUCCUACUGCCACUCACACUGCCGUUGCCGACGAGACGGACAACGCCGACGAGGAAGACGCUGUAGAUGAGGCGGACGCCACCGACGAGGAAAACACUGCAGAUGAGGCGGACGUCACCAACGAGGAAGACACUGCAGCUGAGGACUACGCUGCCGAUGAGGAAGCCGCCGAUGAAGAAGACGCCACCGAAGAGACCGACAUCGCCAACGAGACAGCAUCCUCCCAUCCAACUCUUUCGACUCUAGUCACUUCGGUCAAGAAGCAGACAGCAACUCCCACUAUGACAUUCGACCAUAGCCAUGGCCACCAUGGCUAUACCGUUGCCGCAAAUCACACGGCAUCCGACUAG